This is a messenger RNA of Mus pahari (shrew mouse), 533 nucleotides long. It is a transcript of the gene Apoc3, whose product is annotated as apolipoprotein C3. Lineage: Eukaryota; Metazoa; Chordata; Mammalia; Rodentia; Muridae. The record is from RefSeq and is a predicted model, not a curated record. Bases 65 to 364 code for a protein of 99 amino acids. Gene Ontology annotation, biological process: negative regulation of lipoprotein lipase activity; lipid transport; triglyceride homeostasis. Gene Ontology annotation, molecular function: lipase inhibitor activity; high-density lipoprotein particle receptor binding; phospholipid binding. Gene Ontology annotation, cellular component: intermediate-density lipoprotein particle; chylomicron; very-low-density lipoprotein particle. The transcript is spliced from 4 exons.
UCCCCGCUUGCCUGCUCAGUCUUAUCCCUAGAAGCAGCUUAGCUACUCCAGGUGCCUAGGUGCCAUGCAGCCCCGGACGCUCCUCACUGUGGCCCUCUUGGCUCUCCUGGCAUCUGCCCGAGCUGAAGAGGAAGAUGGAUCCUUGCUGCUGGGCUCUGUGCAGGGCUACAUGGAACAAGCCUCCAGGACGGUCCAGGAUGCGCUAAGCAGCGUGCACGAGUCUGAUCUAGCUGUGGUGGCCAGGGGCUGGAUGGACAAUCGCUUCAGAUCCCUGAAAGGCUACUGGAGCAAGUUUACUGACAAGUUCACCAGCUUUUGGGAUUCUACCCCUGUGGACCAACCAAUUCCAGCUAUUGAGUCGUGAGACUUCUAUGUUCCAGAUGUGCCUGCUCCUCCAUCCUGUUGCCCCCCUCCAGGCCUGCCAGGUGGCCCCUGAAGGCUGUUUUAAGGGGAAAGUAUGUUCUCAUGUCUCCACCCCUCCCCAGAUCUCACCUAAACAUGCUAUCCCUAAUAAAGCUGGAUAAGAAGCUGCC